AUGGAUCAAGCGAACGUGGCCGGCUCCAACGCAGCUGCCAACAGGGCGGAAAGGUUUGAUGACGAGAAGCGCCGAAUCAUUGAGAGCUGCUUCAACAAAAAGGACCCAGAUGGCUCGCUGCAAGAGACUUAUAUUACCCAUAUCCGCGUUACCGAAUUCUCCUCACAUUCGUCGAUGCCGCCUCCUCCUGAGGCUCGAGGUCAUAACGCUGAGAAACCCAGAGUUAUCGUCGUAGCGGUACGAAAGUCUGGACGAGUUCGGGUACACAAAUCCAAAGAAAAUAGCAGUGGAUCUUUCUCAAUUGGCAAAACAUGGAACCUAGACGACCUCUCGCACAUAGAGUCCUACACAGGGCCCAAGGUCCCCCCAAGUCUACGGGAUCGGGCUGGGGAAACUGGCUUCCUCGUUACGUUAGGAAAGCCUUAUUUUUGGCAAGCCCAGACUGAUAAGGAAAAGAAAUUCUUCAUUGCGAGUCUGAUCAAGAUUUAUGGCAAAUAUACAGGGGGCAGGUUGCCCGAAUUAUCAGGAUUCGACCAGAAGGAGUUGGAUCAAAUUCUAGGGGCUGGCAGACGGCCAACGGGGGCCUCGCCUCGACAACAAACGACCGACUCAGCAGCCAGCCAGCAAAGUAUCGCUGCAUCCUCAAGCGCCCCUAAAGCUAGCCCUGGAGAGAUCCCUCGACAUCCUAGGCCUUCCCCUCUUUCCCGACCUCCGCCGAACGACACCAUGUCUCCUACUGGAAGUUUCGACUCUACUACAUCUAGAGAGCGAUCAGUCCCCCGAUGGACGACUCAGAAUAACAGAAGCCAAGACUCUAUUCCUAAUUCCGUUGCAACAAAGAGCGACGAUGUAUCAAGCCUUCCUCCGCGAUCCCGUAGUGGCAUGGCCGGGCCAAGUGGCCUCAGUGGGCUAGGUGAACUUCGAAGUGUUCCAGAACCAACACACGACCCUAUACCUGCGGUAACUCGCCCACCGCAAGAGAACAAGCCACCUCCUGAAAGAAGGCGUCCCCCUAUGGAUCCGUCAAGGCCGCAAGAUAGGGACUUGGUUCCUGCUCCCUUGAUGAGCUCAGCAGCUAAAAGAGAGCCGGUGGUACCUCCACCUCGGAGUUCCGAUCGCGCUCCCCCCCAAGCAGUCCCAGCAGCGUUACAGCCAGGGGUGGCUUUUGGUAGGACUCAUGAUGAAAGCUCGCUUCACGUAGCAGAUACUUCGGAAAGUGAAACUCGGCCUGGUUUAGGCCCUAUGAUAAAAUCAAGAAAGUCUACAGAAGAGGAAAAUCGGCCUGGCUUGGGUCCUAUGAUAAAAGCCAAAAAAUCCAAAGGAGACGUUGCUGGUGCUUUCUGGAAGGCUGCAUCUGCUGCGAAUGCUUUCCGUCCUCGACCAGGAGGAGCCGGAGAACGUCUCCGACAAAUUGCAGCCAAAGCAAACGAAGGUCCUGAUGGCAUCACAAGUGUCGUCCCUGCGCCACCUAGGCCUGUAUCUCGCGAUGCAAAUCUGCCGACUCUUGAGCUUCCAAAGCCUCCAACUGGCGACUUGCCAAUACCAGAGGUCAAAAUAUUAUCGGCAGAGUCCGGUAACCAAGCAACUUCACAAGAACUAACUAAACUAACUAAAGAAGUCAAUGAAGUUGAGAAAGACGCAACCAUUCCGAAAGAAGCCUCUCGCCACCCUGCGGUCGUCGGACAAGACGCCAGGUAUUUCCAAAAGCUGGGUGUUGAUCCGAACCUACUUGAUGAUCGGGGUGAGGAAUUCGGCAAAUGGUUAGACUUCUUCGGCUGGGUUCCCGGCGAUCAAAUGCACUGUCUGAGCAUGGACGAUAUAAGCAAUGACCUUGAGCGAGAAUUAAACACAGUUCAGGCGGGAGGCUGGUUGGCACGCUUCCGGGAAGAAGAUGAAAGGGUGUACACUAUCAAGCGGGGAAUUGACCUCGCCAUGAGCGAAUGUGAAGAGUUGGAUAACUUGCUCACUCUAUAUUCCGUGGAAUUAUCGACCUUAUCGGAUGAUAUUGCUUAUAUCGAAGCCCAAGGCCAGGGCUUACAGGUACAAACAGCCAAUCAAAAAUUGUUGAGGAAAGAACUAGAGUCUCUCCUAGAAACAUGUGCUAUUACCUCCAACGAUCUACAGGCACUCCAACAAGCGCCCCUGGACAACCCUCGUGGCUUGGAAGAAGUCGAGCUCUCGCUUGUAACGCUCUUUAGAGCUAUGACCAAAAUCGAUCCAUCUCUUGGAGUUGACGACACUGCGAAGGCUAUGGACUCUGUCCUAGAUGCAGACAAUGCCUUGGGACUAAACACUAGUUACGGCGAGAUGAGGAUCGUGCAAGAAAAGAGAGAAAUGUAUCUGCAUGAGAGCAGGUAUUUUAUGAAACGGCUACUCGAUUUCAUGACCCUACAAUUCGGAGAAGCUUACGUUGAAACCAAGAGAGCGUUGGACGGUGCGCUUUCUAAAAAGAUUGAUCCUGCACACCAUAGCGUUGGACGAGAUCUUUUGUGGAAGUAUAGCCCCUUGAUGCUCUACGCGAGAGAUGCAGAUCUAGAAAAUUGGAGCCAUCUUAUGCAGGUCUACCAAGACAAGAGCUCUCCCCUAUAUAAGCAUGAGUUCCAGCACGUCGUUGCGCUAUGGCGAAAAAAUGCAAGGAAACUUACGGGAGAAGAAGCAGAGAUCAUCUUCUCGUCCCAGGUUGAGAAACAACAAGAAGGCGUAGCUACAGCAGCUCGAAAACUGACAGUUAAGCGUAGCCAAACAUUGGCUAAAGCGUUACGCUCCCCUUUGGCGGAUGGCGGCAGUACCAAGGUGCAUGUUGACAGGAAUGGCGCCGAUACCAGAAGCCUACCUUACGAAAUCUUCUCUGGCGUUCUGGAUGAUCUUUUGCCUCUUGUUGAAAUGGAACAAAAUUUCAUUGUUGAUUUCUUCCACGCAACAACGCUGGAACAAACAGACUUUCCUGAGGCUGUUGCCGCAUGUCCUCCCCAAGAUCGCCGCGGAGGCGACCUAAGGCGCCACAGGCUCAUGGAGCCUGACCGAGAGCUUGCCCGUCGCGUUACACGAUCCAUGGAGACCAUUUUUGCGUUUCUCGAAGCGGAGUUGCGAAGGCUUAUGGAGUGGGCUAUUGCUCAAGAUCCGCUGCAAGGAGUUGGGGUGCUUGCUACACUCGAGAGGAAGUUAUCUGAAAUGGGGCAAUCUAAUCAGGAUUUCCUCAAUGCCCUUCUUCAGAAAUUGCAUGUCUCACUAGAGGGACAAUUCAGAAAGUUUGUUGACGAACAGAUCCGCGCUAUCGAGGACACGAAGGUCAAGAUCAAGAAGCGCAAGGGCGUCAUUUCUUUCAUUCGAAUCUUUCCCGCAUUCAUGACAGCUGUAGAGAACAUGAUCGCCGGAGUUGAUCAUAAUCAAAUACUGCGGCGGACAAUUGAUCGGGAGUAUGAUCGUAUCUUGAAGACCAUGUUCGAGUCAUUAAUGGUUAUUGCACGCGAGCACCCUGCAGUCGGAGUUGCAGGCGGCACGGCUGAUCCGGAGGAUAAGGAGGCUCUCAACUUUCACAUUCUGUUGAUUGAAAACAUGAAUCACUUUCUCGAAGAGACCGACACCCGCGGCCUGGAUGUCCUAGAAGGCUGGAAAACGCAAGCAAACACGGAAUAUCAUGAACACAUGGCAUUAUAUUUGAACACAGUAAUGCGGCGGCCUCUGGGGAGACUCCUGGAACAAAUUGAAAACAUUGAAGCGCAGCUACAAACCGGCAAAUCGGCUAUGGCGAUUGCUCGACAACCUUCAAACAAUAAGGCAGCGUUUAACAAGGUUCUAGGCUCCUAUGAUUCAAAGGAGGUGCGAAAAGGGAUUGAAACGCUACGGAAACGUGUAGAAAAACAUUUUGGCGAUGCAGAUGACCCAACUCUCAGCCGUGGGCUGGUUAUCAGGGUCUUGAAAGAAUGCGAGGAAUUCUAUGUUGGCGUUGAAAGCAGGAUAGGCAGGAUCAUCACCGAUGUCUAUAGCGGCGAGGUUAUCUUCGAAUGGCCAAGGGCCGACGUCAAGGCUGCCUUUCGGUAAUUAAAUAUACAAUGUAAUUAUGC
Trichoderma atroviride IMI 206040 is the source of this 4064-nucleotide messenger RNA. RefSeq lists its product as uncharacterized. NCBI's taxonomy places the organism in Eukaryota, Fungi, Ascomycota, Sordariomycetes, Hypocreales, Hypocreaceae. Gene Ontology annotation, biological process: exocytosis; Golgi to plasma membrane transport. The record is from RefSeq and is a predicted model, not a curated record. Gene Ontology annotation, cellular component: exocyst; plasma membrane. Gene Ontology annotation, molecular function: phosphatidylinositol-4,5-bisphosphate binding.